Ceraceosorus guamensis is the source of this 3579-nucleotide messenger RNA. RefSeq names its product putative CRM1-nuclear export factor, exportin. The record is from RefSeq and is a predicted model, not a curated record. Lineage: Eukaryota; Fungi; Basidiomycota; Exobasidiomycetes; Ceraceosorales; Ceraceosoraceae. Gene Ontology annotation, cellular component: cytoplasm; nucleus. Gene Ontology annotation, biological process: ribosomal small subunit export from nucleus; ribosomal large subunit export from nucleus; protein export from nucleus. The coding region runs from base 1 to 3315 and encodes 1104 amino acids. The transcript has 12 exons. Gene Ontology annotation, molecular function: nuclear export signal receptor activity; small GTPase binding.
AUGGACGGCAUUCUCGAUUUCAGCCAGGAUCUUGAUGUUAGCCUGCUGGACCGGGUCGUCGGCGCCAUGUUUGGCAGCGCCCGUGAAGACCAACGUAUGGCGCAACAAGUUCUUGCUCAAUUCCAGGAGCAUCCGGAGGCGUGGCAGCGGGUUCCCGCCAUUCUUCAGCAAAGUUCGAGCGAACACUCAAAGUACAUCGCUUUGCAAAUCCUUGACAAACUGAUUCUGACCAAGUGGAAGGCUCUGGCCGAGGAUCAGCAGCAAGGCAUUCGCAACUUCAUCGUCGAGACGAUCAUUGGUGUUUCGUCCGAUGAGGCUUCGCUUAGGGCACAGCGCACCUAUCUCAAGAAGCUGAACGUGACGCUUGUGCAAAUCCUGAAGCAGGAGUGGCCCCACAAAUGGCCGACAUUUAUUUCCGACAUCGUCUCGUCGUCACGCACCUCUCUAUCCAUCUGCCAGAACAACAUGGCUAUUCUGCGCUUGCUGUCGGAGGAGAUUUUCGACUUUUCGCCCGAGCAGAUGACCACGACAAAAACCCAAAAUCUCAAGAAUCAAAUCUGCGGAGAGUUUGCAGAGGUGUUUCAGUUGUGCACCGAGGUCCUCGAGAAGGCUCAAAGGCCCAGCCUUAUCCAAGCCACUCUGGAAACUAUGCUCAAAUUCUUGAACUGGAUUCCCUUGGGUUACAUUUUUGAGACCAACGUGAUUGAUCAGCUGAUCAACAGGUUCCUCGAAGUACCAGAGUAUCGCAAUGUGACACUGAAGUGCUUGUCGGAGAUCGCUGGCCUUCAGAUCAAGACUAACUCGUACGAUGAGAAGUUCGUCGUCCUGUUCAACAUGGUCAUGACCUCGGUCAAUCGCAUGAUCCCUCCAAGCACGAACUUCGCCGAAGCGUACGAGUCUUCGUCAAACGAUGACCAAGAGCUGAUUCUCAACUUGGCAUUGUUUUUGUGCAACUUCCUGAAUGAGCGCUUGCACCUUGUGGAAAAUGCGGAGAAUCGUGAGGUCCUUCUCAAUGCGCACCUUUACCUGAUCAAAGUUUCUCAAGUGCCGGAACGAGAGAUUUUUAAGAUCUGUCUCGAGUACUGGUCAAAGCUCGUCGCGUCUCUUUACGAGGAGAUGCAAACGCUUCCCAUGGCAGAAAUGAAUCCUCUUAUUGGGCUGAGCUUGGGCAACGGGUCCUCUGGCGCUGCCGCUUCGCUCGACUUGAGGAAGCACACGUACGGCCAGAUUCUCAGCAAUUUGCGUCUAGUCAUGAUCGAACGCAUGGUCAAGCCUGAAGAGGUCCUGGUGGUGGAGAACGACGAAGGAGAGAUCGUGCGAGAAUUCAUGAAAGAGAGCGAUACCAUCGUGUUGUACAAAUCCAUGAGAGAGGUGCUGGUCUACUUGACGCAUCUAGACACCCUCGACACGGAGGAGAUCAUGACACAAAAGCUGUCCAAGCAAGUAGACGGAUCCGAAUGGAGCUGGGGCAACCUCAAUACAUUGUGUUGGGCGAUCGGCAGUAUCUCGGGUGCAAUGAGCGAAGACGCAGAGAAGCGGUUCCUGGUCACAGUCAUCAAGGAUCUCCUGGGCCUCUGCGAGAUGAAGCGCGGAAAAGACAACAAGGCGGUCGUCGCUUCGAACAUCAUGUAUAUAGUGGGCCAAUAUCCACGCUUCCUUAAAGCUCACUGGAAAUUCCUGAAGACAGUGGUCAACAAGAAUUUCGAGUUCAUGCACGAGACCCACGAGGGUGUGCAGGACAUGGCGUGCGACACAUUCAUCAAGAUCGCUCAAAAAUGUAGGCGACACUUCGUCAUGCAACAAAAGGACGAACAGGAGCCUUUCAUCGACGAGAUCCUUCGUACGUUGCACCGCAUCACUGUUGAUCUUCAAGCGCAUCAAGUCCACACCUUCUACGAAGCGGUCGGAUACAUGAUUGCUGCACAACCGAACAAGCCGACUCAGGAACGCUUGAUCAGCAAGCUGAUGGAAUUGCCAAACAGUGCUUGGGACUCUCUCAUGUCCCAAGCACACAGCAAUGUUGACGUCCUCAACAACUCUGAAAACAUCAAGAUUCUGUCGAAUGUCCUCAAGACGAAUGUCUCGGCUUGUUUCUCCAUCGGCACCUACUUCCUACCACAAAUCGGCAGAAUCUAUCUCGAUAUGCUCGCGCUCUACCGAAGCGUGAGCGGAGUCAUCAGCGCCAAGGUGGAAUCAGACGGCCUCAUCGCUACAAAGACUCCUUUGGUGCGCGGCUUGCGCACGAUAAAAAAGGACAUAUUGCAUCUGGUCGAGACUUACGUCAAGCGCGCCGAAGACCUGGAGCAGGUGAACGUCAAUCUGAUCCCCUCUCUUCUGGACGCCAUUCUCGGGGACUAUCACAACAAUGUGCCGCCUGCGAGAGAGGCUGAGGUGCUCAACGUCAUGACCACUAUCACCGCUCGCCUCGGUGCACUGCUCACCGACAAGAUCUCGCCGAUACUCGAUGCAGUCUUUGAGCCCACGCUAGGCAUGAUCAACCGAGACUUUGCAGAGUACCCAGAGCAUCGUGUUGGCUUCUUCAAGCUGCUGCGCGCCAUCAAUGCACAGUGCUUCCCAGCGAUGCUCUCUUUGGACCCAUCCAAGUUCAAGCUCUUCGUCGAUGCCCUCGUAUGGGCUUUCAAGCAUGCUCAACGCGAUGUUGCCGAGCAGGGACUCAACACCAUGCUGGAGCUGUUUGCCAAUGUCGCUCAGGAAAGCGCGGAAGUCAGUGCAGGCUUCUACCAGCAAUACCUUUUGCCAGUCGUGCAAGAUGUCUUUUUCGUUCUGACAGAGCCAGAUCAUAAAGCUGGCUUCAGACUGCAGUGCAUGCUUCUGGCUCGGAUCUUUGCAACCGUUGCGUUCGAAAAGGUCUCUGUGCCAUUGGCAGAAGGGGUUACGGACAACCACUCGUACCUGCUGCAGUACUGCUCCAAUUUGCUCAAGACUGCUUUUCCGCACGUCGAUCCCAAAUAUGUAGACUCGUUCCUCGAAGGCUUGUCGAAGCUCAGCGUCUCACAAGAUCCCACCAUGCGCGCACUGACCUUCCGCAAGGCUGAGCUGCGCGACCUCAACAUGCACGAAGCCUACCACUCUGACCUCAACGGUCGUGACUCUCAAUUCCGCUCUCUCAUGCGCGACUUUCUGCUCACGACGCGUGAGCUGGCCGGCUCGGAGGGAGAUAAUCAGGAUCUCUUUCAGGAUGACAAGGCGGAGAAGGCUGCUGCUGAGGCUGCAGAAGCUAGAGAGAAGGCUGCAGCUGUGCCUGGUAUGCUCAAGCCAUCUGAGAUCACCAAGGAUGAAGACGAGGAGAUCUGACUACUGCAGCAGUUGCUCUACUAAAUUUGCCACGACAUGAUGAGCCUUGGACUUCGAGCUGCUGUCUGGCCACCUUGUCGGCAGAGGGAACGACCUUGAGCAUGGUAGUCUUCGGCGUUUUGUUUGGGCGGUUCGCCGCAGCCAAAAUCAUUUUAGCUAGUCUUCGAACACGCCCACACGUCUGAGCGUGGUUCAACUUGAAAUGUAACCUUUUUUCCCAAACGUCGAUGGUGCGAGCGGCAAGUCACGAGUGUGCUCGCUGCC